GAUGGGAUGGAGGAACGAAAAAGGAAGUAAAUUUUUUAAAGAAAAAAAAUCAAACGAAUAUUUAUUUUUCAAAGCUAAAAGAACAUCAAUACAACUCAUCACAGAUAAGGAUAAAAGUAUAUUUUUUUGUCGGAAGUAAAAAUAUAUAAAUUUAGUUUUAUUUACGGUAAAUCUUUCGCCCUCGCUCUUUUACCCUCUCCUAUUCCUUACGCUGAGGACUCCCAACGGAAUUCGCUUGCAAAACUUUCCUUUCAAACUCGCAACUAGUUUGUGCUUGACGACAAUGCGGUCAAACCUCCGGAACUGAAUCGGCGACACCUGAAACAGACGACGGCGAACCACUGCAGGUGAAUAAAGUGCAGCCACCGGAAAACAUACACUUCGUAUUUUCAGGGAAUUCCGAAAUGCUAAUGCAAGAGAAAACGGCAUGCCGUUGCUUCGUUUUACUUGAGCUUUCACCAUGAACACUGCAAAUGCAUCAAUUCUCCGCCGUUCUCCAAAGCUUUCGACACGUUCUGAAAACAUGUAUUGCCCAGAGAGACCUCCGUACUGGAAUGUCCCUCCAUGCUCUCUAUAUCAAGUCCUUCGUCCCCGCGUCCACAUAUUUCUCCAACCACUUCAUUCUUCUUUACUCCAAAUGUCGCCGCCUCUCCGCUGCUCGUCGGGUCUUCGAUCAGACCCAGGAAUGCAAUAUCUUUUCCUUCAACGCCCUGAUUGCUGCAUAUGCGAAAGAAUCGUUUGUCGAAGUUGCACGCGAACUGUUUGAUAAAAUGUCCCAACCAGACCCUGUUUCGUAUAACACUUUAAUUGCUGCAUAUGCGCAACGUGGGGAUGUUGAGUCUGCUUUUCAGUUGUUUGUGGAGAUGAGAGAGGCCUUACUUGACAUGGAUGGGUUUACCCUUUCUGGUAUAAUUACUGCUUGUGGCGAUGAUGUUGCUUUGAUUAGGCAGUUGCACGCACUGAGUGUUGCGGCUGGGUUUGAUUGUUAUGCGUCUGUUGGUAAUGCACUCAUUACAUAUUACAGCAAAAAUGGGUUUUUGAAUGAGGCCCAACGGAUUUUUUAUGGCAUGGGUGAGGAUAAAGAUGAAGUCUCAUGGAAUUCGAUGGUUGUGGCAUAUAUGCAGCAUCGAGAGGGGUCUAAGGCUCUUGGAUUGUACAUGGAAAUGACUCUGAGGGGCUUGGUUGUUGACAUGUUUACUUUAGCAAGCGUCUUGACGGCAUUUACUAACGUGCAGGACUUAUCAGGCGGGCUUCAGUUUCAUGCAAAAUUGAUAAAGUCUGGUUACCAUCAGAAUUGUCAUGUGGGUAGUGGUUUGAUUGAUUUGUAUUCAAAAUGUGGUGGUUCUAUGCUGAGUUGUAGAAAAGUUUUUGAUGAAAUCUGCAAGCCAGAUUUGGUUCUUUGGAAUACAAUGAUUUCAGGAUACUCUCUGUUUGAGGAGUUUUCUGAUGAAGCUCUUGAAUGUUUCCGGAGGUUGCAAGGUGUUGGCCACCUCCCUGACGAUUGCAGCCUUGUUUGCGUAAUCAGUGCCUGUGCGAAUAUGUCAUCGCCCUCUCAAGGAAGACAAGUUCAUGCAUUAACUUUCAAAUUGGACAUCCCUUCUAAUAGAAUAUCAGUGAACAAUGCUCUGAUUGCAAUGUACUCAAAAUGUGGAAAUCUCAGGGAUGCAAGGAGGUUAUUCGAUACAAUGCCGGAGCAUAAUACAGUAUCUUUUAAUUCAAUAAUUGCAGGUUAUGCACAACAUGGAAUGGGGUUUCAGUCACUUAAUCUUUUUCAGAGGAUGCUGGACAUGGGCUUUACCCCAACAAACAUUACGUUUAUUUCUGUACUUGCUGCCUGUGCGCACACAGGAAGAGUUCAGGAUGGUAAGAUUUACUUCAAUAUGAUGAAGCAGAAGUUUGGCAUUGAACCAGAAGCGGAGCACUUCUCAUGCCUGAUAGAUCUUUUGGGUCGAGCAGGCAAGUUGAGCGAGGCAGAGAGGCUGAUAGAGACGAUCCCUUUUAACCCCGGUUCAAUUUUUUGGUCUGCAUUACUCGGAGCAUGUCGAACACAUGGGAACAUGGAACUAGCAGCCAAAGCAGCAAACCAUUUGCUUCAGCUGGAACCUUCAAAUGCUGCACCUUAUGUGAUGCUGGCAAAUAUCUAUGCUGACAAUGGGAGAUGGGAGGAUGUCGCUAGCGUGAGGAAACUAAUGCGAGACCGAGGCGUGAAGAAGAAACCCGGUUGUAGCUGGAUUGAAGUGGAUAGGAGAACACACAUUUUUGUGGCUGAAGAUACUUCUCACCCGAUGAUAAAGAAGAUUCAUGAAUACUUGGAGGAGAUGAUGAGAAAGAUAAAGAAAGCUGGAUAUGUUCCAGACGUGAGAUCGAUCUCAAUAGGGACGAAUGGAAUAAGGAAAAGAGAGGAAGAGUUAAGGUUGGGGCAUCAUAGUGAGAAGUUAGCUGUUGCAUUUGGUCUCAUGUGUACUAGAGAAGGUGAGCCAAUACUGGUAGUCAAGAAUCUUAGGAUAUGUGUGGAUUGCCACAAUGCAAUCAAGUUUAUAUCUGCAGUUGUGAAGAGGGAGAUUACUGUUAGAGAUACCCACAGAUUUCACUGCUUCAAGGACGGGCAAUGCUCUUGUGGAGAUUACUGGUGAAGUUUAAGGGCAUGGAUGCUGCUUCAGAUUAAUGUUUUCAACUUGAACAGAUUGAUAAAAAGACGCCAAGGUAUUUUCUUGUCUCUCUUAACUGCCUUAAUUUGUUUUUGGUUUCAUUUGACUAGCAUUUUAUUAUGGUAUAUAAAUUUAACUACAGUUGGAAAUACCAUUUACUUGUUGGGAGAAACUAUACAAAUUAUAAAAUAGUAUAUUCAUCCUUU
Molecule: messenger RNA, 2854 nt
Organism: Cucurbita moschata (crookneck pumpkin)
Lineage: Eukaryota; Viridiplantae; Streptophyta; Magnoliopsida; Cucurbitales; Cucurbitaceae
Product: pentatricopeptide repeat-containing protein At3g49710
Exons: 1
Coding region: 474-2633 (719 amino acids)
Biological process (GO): RNA modification
Molecular function (GO): RNA binding; zinc ion binding; protein binding
Source: RefSeq, a predicted model, not a curated record